This is a messenger RNA of Hyalella azteca, 4040 nucleotides long. It is a transcript of the gene sgl, whose product is annotated as UDP-glucose 6-dehydrogenase. Gene Ontology annotation, molecular function: UDP-glucose 6-dehydrogenase activity; NAD binding. NCBI's taxonomy places the organism in Eukaryota, Metazoa, Arthropoda, Malacostraca, Amphipoda, Hyalellidae. The transcript has 11 exons. Gene Ontology annotation, cellular component: nucleus; cytosol. The record is from RefSeq and is a predicted model, not a curated record. Gene Ontology annotation, biological process: glycosaminoglycan biosynthetic process. The coding region runs from base 61 to 1587 and encodes 508 amino acids.
UCGCAAACAAAUUAUUUAUUUCAGACCAUUUCGUGUUUAAUUUCGUAGAGAUCAGUGAAAAUGUCCGCCUGUAGCACUGAGAACAAGGCUCCUGAGAGCAUCCGUAGCAUUUGCUGCAUCGGUGCUGGGUAUGUGGGGGGACCCACUUGUGCCAUCAUCGCCCACAAAUGUCCCGAGAUCACCGUCACUGUCGUCGACAAAAACCCCAUACGCAUUGCUCAGUGGAAUUCCGACAAGUUGCCAAUAUAUGAGCCAGGUCUGCAAGAAAUCGUGAUGAAGUGCAGAGGGAAGAACUUGUUCUACUCCACCAAUGUCGAGGAAGGUGUCGUCAACGCUGACCUUAUCUUCAUCUCUGUGAACACGCCAACUAAAACCUACGGAGCUGGGAAAGGUCGUGCUGCUGACCUCACGCACGUAGAGUCGUGUGCUCGCAUCAUCGCGGGCUGCGCGUCGGGCUACAAAGUCGUGGUCGAGAAGAGUACCGUGCCGGUGAGAGCCGCCGCCAGCAUCAGUGAGAUAUUCGGUGCCAACUCGCCUGCCGCCUCUAACUUCCAGGUGCUCUCGAACCCCGAGUUCCUGGCUGAGGGCACCGCGGUGGCUGACCUGCUCAACCCUGACCGCGUGCUUAUCGGAGGCAGCCAGACGCCCGCAGGCCUGGAGGCGAUCGCGCUGCUCACGGCCGUGUACAGCCACUGGGUGGCGCCUGAGCGCAUCGUCACCAUGAACACCUGGAGCAGCGAGCUCUCCAAACUGGUGAGCAACGCGUUCCUAGCACAGCGCGUUAGCAGCAUCAACGCAGUGAGCGCCAUCUGUGAGGCUACGGGCGCUGAUAUCUCCGAGGUCGCCGAGGCCGUCGGCCGCGACUCCAGGAUCGGCAGCAAGUUCUUGCAGGCGUCCGUUGGUUUUGGUGGGAGCUGCUUCCAGAAAGACAUCCUGAACCUGGUGUACGUGUCGGAGUGCCUGAACCUGCCUGAAGUGGCCCAGUACUGGAUGCAGGUCAUCGUUAUGAACGACUUCCAGAAAUCAAGGUUUGCCAAGAAGAUCGUAUCGCGCCUCUUCAACACGAUCUCCAACAAAGCCAUCGCCGUGUUCGGCUUUGCGUUCAAGAAGAACACGGGCGACACGAGAGAGAGUCCUGCCAUCUCCGUGUGCGCUCAUCUGCUCGAGGAGGGCGCCAGGCUCAAUAUCUACGAUCCGAAGGUCGAGACAGAACAAAUCCUUAGUGACUUAUGUCACCCCGGAGUGUGCGCGCUGCCUCGUGAGCGCAUCGAGAACUUGGUGACGACGCACGCAGAUCCUCACAGCGCCGCCGCCAACACGCACGCCAUCGUCGUCCUCACUGAGUGGGACGAGUUCAAGACGCUUGACUACGAGAAGAUGAUCAAGUCAAUGCUGAGACCGGCGUGGGUGUUUGACGGCCGUAAGAUCCUGGACCACGAGCGCCUCAUGGACUUGGGCUUCUACACGGAGUGCAUCGGACACCGGUACCAGCGGCCGCAGUUCUACGACCACUGCAAUGGUCACGCUCCUGAAUUGCUUUUCUCUGAAAAGUCGAAGGCAUUCAGAGCUUCUCGUCAGGACAACUGACCUCGAUCAAGAUCCUUCAAUUUACUUUAAAAUUUGGAUGCCUUUGAAUUAAGUUAAAAAUCUGUUUGACUGAAUAUUUACUCUUCGAUCUGAAUUCAGAAAGUUUACUCAGCUUUAAUUGAUCCCAUCCUCAAAAUUCAAGAAAAACUAAAAAUUUUUGAGUAUCAAAAUCAAGAUCGAGUCUGCUCACUUCCCGUCCAAAUAUCAGUAUUGAUGCCAGUGUUGUAGCCUAAUUUUACUAGAUACACUAACUAGCUCACCAAAGAUUUAUCCAACAACAAUAAUGAUGCUUCCCUAAAAAUAUCGUAGAACUAAAAUUCAUCACAAUCAUUCGAUCGUCUUUAAAUCUGGAAAUAAAGCACGAGAAAGACGGCAUGAAAUCAAGUGAACGUUUAGUCAUAAGCAUUCCAGUAGCUCUAUUCCUAGUCUAUUUUUGGGCAUUAAAUGUAAUUUAUAUUUGGGUUUAUUAGCAAUUUUUUCGUAUUUUUUUCGUUUGCAUAAUAUUUUUUAUGGUCUUAUUCAUAGCUUGAUGGUGAAAUAAGCUUCACAAAUCUCCAUUGUCACCUGCAGCUCUGGGCACUCGUUAAUACUGCCUGCACUAUUGACCGUUGGUACUGUUUAUGUUAAUUUAAAUAACUAUUUCCGGAUUAAUUAGAGUGCAGCUAAAAACUUAUCAACUUUCCUAUUCAAAUAAGCAAUUUUUCUAUUACAUCUUGAAGUGGAAUAUACCGAGACAGCUUUUAUAAGACACUAUGGUCAUUCGACAGUCAAGCUAGGGUUGACACUCGCGUUGGCUUGGAACGCAUUUGUAAGAUGGUAUUGUUUGUAGACAGACACUCCAGUGCAUUCUAAUGAGAAAUUAGCUGCUGUCAUUGAUGAGUAAAGAGUGGAUGUCUCACUGAUCGAUCUUCUCCAAAGCAAGAGAAUCUGCUGCGAUCAAUUCAAAGGACCGAUGCAGUAAUUGUGAUAUGAGAGAUAAUUUCACGGACAUGACAGCAAUAGGUUUAAAUAACUUUGCCAGUUACUUGUAUAUUUUCUCGCUGAAUGCUCUCUGGAAUUGGUCGUCUCGACUUCCGGAAAUCAAGCCGAGUUCAUUUGAGAACUCGAAUCCAGUCCUAAACGAACGAUUUUAUUAUUGAUGUUCAAAAUUGGUAAGACAGCAGACCUGCUACAAGUUAAUUGAGUUAAUUUAAAGAAAUGCCCCUCCCACUAAACCUAUUACUGCAAUGAACUCUUUUAUCUGCCAACACCUGCACGCGUCACGCCCUGCAAAGAAACAAAGAUGUUUAGAUGUGCAAGUCAAAGUUAAAGACGAUGUUUGAGUAAGGAUGGAACGCUUACAAAUAUUUGAACGUGCCAGAAAUUUUUGUAAUAGAUGACAUCCCCUGAGUUGUUUGUUAUUGAUGACCGUGAGCUUCCUUUAACUCUUCGAUGAUCACGAGUGGCCUCGUGAUAAUUUACUUAAUUAUCUAAAGUCUACUGUGCUGCUUGAUUAUCAGGGUCCACAUUUUAUCUUCUAUUGAAUGUUUCUCCGCUUUUGCUUCUUCAUCUUUAAUUUGAUUGAGCCAACUGUUUUAGAUGUUUUUCCAACCUUUAGUGCAUAAGUAUUUCGAGCUCUUCCAUUUCAUAUACUUUUUAUAGUUAACGUGUAGACUGCAUUUCUUGCUUUCCGAUGUACUAGGGACUAUGUUGCUGUUAAAGUUAGCAAUAGCGUUACUCUCGUGCAAAUAUUAUAGAGAUAAUAUUGCUUUUUGGAGUGCCUACAUCGCAGUUUUAUUAGUGAUGUAUAGUUCUGCUAUUUUCAUUUUGGCUCGUGUGUCGAUAAGGUCUUUGUGAUAAUCUUACUAUUAGCAAUAAGUUGUUUGUAAAGUACGGUAGUCUGCAGCUAGAGGUUCGUGCGGUUAGAACGUAUAACGAAAUAACAAACUUUGGCAUAAAGAAGUAUUUUAAUGCAAUCUAGACGUUUUUUUGUUGACCGGUCCUAUUCGUGUUAUUAAGGAUGCUGUUUCUUCGCUCAUUUUUGAUAUUAAGUUAAGCAAAUGGGGGUCAGUUGUUGGCUGCAAAGAAUCAAAUUCAAAACGUGCCGCCGGUGGCCGUACCGCUCAAAUCAACUUGAAGAUCAAAAACUUAUUCCGUAGUAUCAGUUUAUCAUGACGUCUAAUUUAAGUUUGUUGUCCGCAUCUUGAUUGUCCUUUGCUUUUGAAGUUUGUUUUUCCGUGGAGAGAAUGAAUUAACAUCUCUUGUUUUUAUUAUUUAUUGAGUGGUUGGAUUUGUUGCAUGUUGCUAUUGUUAUUUUGUUGUGUAGCUAUUGUUGUGUUAGGGUUGUGGAAUGGAGCUUCCAUCCAGAUUUUUGGGUUUCAGUUAAUGGUUGAUCUUUGUGAUUUAAAUAUAGUUAUUGGCAUGACUUUAUGUUGUUUUCUUUUAUGUUUACUUAAUAAAAGGGUUUGGUGCAA